Molecule: messenger RNA, 1451 nt
Organism: Gymnodraco acuticeps
Lineage: Eukaryota; Metazoa; Chordata; Actinopteri; Perciformes; Bathydraconidae
Product: myozenin-2
Exons: 6
Coding region: 183-959 (258 amino acids)
Cellular component (GO): Z disc; actin cytoskeleton
Molecular function (GO): telethonin binding; actin binding; FATZ binding
Source: RefSeq, a predicted model, not a curated record
AACCCGGUGAGGUAAGCACCCGAGGCAUCCCGGGAUGUGUUUUAUAGGGACUGCUCUUUCUCUGCCUGGUGAGUCAGAGAGGAUCAAACCCCAAACCCAUCUGCAGUUCGAGAGAAAACACACGACCAUCCAGAGCAGCUCCGACAGAGACACACAGAGAGGCAGGAGCACAGAGGAAGAAUAUGAUGACGAUGAUGAUGCCGUCAGGCUUGGAUGACAUGACUAAGCAGAGGAUGAUGCAGGCUAAGGCUCUGUGUAAUGAGGCCAGAGGAGGGGGUCUGAACCUCGGGAAGAAGAUCAGCGUCCCAAAGGAUGUGAUGAUGGAGGAGCUCAACCUUGAAUCUAAUCGAGGCUCUCGCAUGUUUCAGGAGAGACAGAAGAGGGUCGAGAGGUUCACACUGGAGAAUGCUGCCAAUGUUGCUUACAACCCCAACAAUGUCUAUGCAGAGGCUGUCCCUCCCCCACAGAUCAUUCAAGAGCCCCAGGGGGGGAAAGAGAACCAAACGUUCUCGGUCACUGGUAGGCACAGCCUGGUCAUGAACCUUCAGAAGACUGUAGCAAAGAAGGGCAGUCCUGACGUCCUCGCUCCAGGAUAUUCUGGCCCUCUGAAGGGAGUUCCUCAUGAGAAGUUCAACACAACAGUAAUCCCCAAAUCCUACACUUCCCCAUGGCACAACGCUUUGGGAAACAACGUAGCGCUUCUUAACGCCAUCUACACCCAGCUGCCAGAGCUCCCACAAAAACCUCAGCCUUCAGACUACAGGUGCUUCAACAGAUCUGCCAGGCCGUUCGGGGGUGCAAUGGUCAGCCAGAGGGUGAUCCCAGUGAUCAGAUUUGAGGCCGUGGAAUCCCAGCAGCUGCCAGGCGUCGCUCUGGACCGCAUGUGCCGACGGCCCAACUUCAACAGAGCCCCCAGGGGAUGGGGAACCGAUUACUACCCUGAAUCUAAUGAACUAUGAGAAGGAAGCUCAUCAGCUGAGAGACUGAAGCACUGACCCCCGCUUGCUGCUCUCUUCCUACAAAGUGGAUCCCCGUUAAUCAGCGGGCACAACAGGGGAGAGAAAAACAUUCCUGCAUGAUAAAUAAAGAGCUUUGCUGCUGCUGAGAGGUCUGACUAGAUGAGAUAAACUCAGAGGGCUGCUGUCCCUUCGCUGCCAGUCGUCUCAGACAAUACUGCCACGGGCUGAAGUGGUUUCCUUUUGUUGUCCUUAGCAGUAUCUGAUCCAUCUACGUCAACCCCCGACAUCCUCCUCUCCACACCCCCAAGACUCCAUCUGAUAGUUGUCAGACUGUGACUUUACAUCUUCACCCCUUCUCUGUAUUCUAUAAAGCAAGUGUUAUUGACAAAUAAGUACUCUGAGAUGAUCAAUGUCAAAAUGGCCUCAUUUUAAUGACAAGUGAAAACAACAUUUAAAAGAAAGCCUUACAAUAAACAAAGUCAAUAUGCUGUG